AAAAGGGGGCUGAGCGUUAAUCAUACGCAGGCGGUUACGCUGGGGGUGAUUGGCGCGUAUGUGGUUGUUAUUGCGUUGUUGUGGAAUUUGCCGUAUGUGAGGUGGGUGUUGUGGCCGUUUAAGAUGCUCGUCAUCGCCUUCCACGAAUUCUCCCACGCAAUAACCGCCUGCUGCACCGGCGGCCGCGUCGAAUCCAUCUCACUCGAUCCCCACGAAGGCGGCGUAACGCACAUGCGCGGCGGCAAGCAAUUCGUCACGCUACCCGCGGGCUACCUAGGCUCCUCUCUCAUCGGCGCACUACUCACCUUCUGCGGCUUCAACAUUGUGGCCUCCAAAGUCGCCAGCAUCGUGCUGGGCGUGUGUUUCCUGCUGACGCUAUGGUGGGCGCGCAAGGAUUGGCUGACUAUCUGCACCAUCCUACUCAGUGUCGGGCUGUUGGUUGCGUUUUGGUUUAUUGAACAUGGCGAGGCGUUGAGGUUUAUGGUUCUUUUCAUCGGCGUCAUGUCCUCGCUCUACAGCGUCUGGGACAUCUGCGACGACCUCAUCCUGCGCAAAGUCAAUUCCUCGGACGCAUCUGUCUUUGCAAAGCGCUACGGCGGCUCCUCGCAGUGCUGGGGCGUCAUUUGGUCGCUCGUCUCGCUGCUGUUCAUGGUCUGUGGUAUUCUGGCCGGCCUCGCAGCGUUCAAGCAGAGCUUCGAGCAGCAGGAGAAGGAUAGUCAGGGGUUUAUUCCCACGGUGCGGUGA
Molecule: messenger RNA, 744 nt
Organism: Exserohilum turcica Et28A
Lineage: Eukaryota; Fungi; Ascomycota; Dothideomycetes; Pleosporales; Pleosporaceae
Exons: 3
Source: RefSeq, a predicted model, not a curated record